This is a messenger RNA of Phycomyces blakesleeanus NRRL 1555(-), 894 nucleotides long. RefSeq lists its product as hypothetical. NCBI's taxonomy places the organism in Eukaryota, Fungi, Mucoromycota, Mucoromycetes, Mucorales, Phycomycetaceae. The transcript has 5 exons. The coding region runs from base 1 to 894 and encodes 297 amino acids. The record is from RefSeq and is a predicted model, not a curated record.
AUGCAGAGCAGGUGUAGGCUGAGUUGUGGCUCGUUGCACUUGCUGUUAAUCACCGUCUGCAUAUAUUCGAAAGUGGUGGUAGCGACCCUCUGGUUCUCAAAAAGUUUCGGGUUGGUAGAAAUCUUUUUGAGUUCCACCCCCCAAGGCUAUGAUCGAGUUCUUGGGUUCUUGGUUUUCCCUAUUUUGUUUGGACGUUAUUGGUCCCUUUUGUUUCGUUGUCUAGACUUUGGCUGUCUGUGUUUCUGGAUGUUAUUUUCAGGCAAUCGUCAUCCAUGUAUCUGGACUUUGUUUGCAUGUGUUACUGGUGCUGCUUGCAGGCCUUUGACUGCUGUGAAACUUGGGGUUUUUUCCCGUGUUUUUAAUUAUUGUUCUCAUGCGUUUGACUGCCAUAUAUCUGGACUUUAUCCAUCUAUUGGUCUGGUUGCUGCCCACAGGCAUUUGACUGUUGCAUGUAUCUGGAUUUCCCUGUCUGGGUUUCCUGCUUUUGUUCUCAAGCGCAUGAGUGUCGUAUUGCUUCAAUAUCUCUGUUUAUGGAUUGUGCUAUCUAUAAAUCGUAUUUGGUCAACCUUGGUGGCCCUUGGCGUUCUAGAAAAACAUUAUUCAAGUUUUUGCGUGUCUCUGGUUCCGUCUAGUGGAUUCUGCAGAGUCGAUAGAUGUAUUAACUCAAGUCUAGGGGAUAUCGAGAAUUUCAUCGACAGCUAUGAGUAUUUAAUACAGCCAUGGGUUGAACACAAGCCAGCAUAUUAUGAGUUGUCCUCAAAUUUGGCCGAUAUAUGGAAUCAAGAUUCGAUUAAUUGGGUCAACCGGGUCAUGUUCGGAGCUGUCAAGAAGAGUAGGCUAAAGCAAGCAAUACCGGCAAUGUCUGUAUACCAAGGACAAACAACCUACAUCUAG